Messenger RNA from Paramuricea clavata, 2779 nucleotides. Lineage: Eukaryota; Metazoa; Cnidaria; Anthozoa; Malacalcyonacea; Plexauridae. The record is from the annotation of a GenBank genome assembly.
AUGAUUAUUCCGGUUGUUAUUGCAGGUGGUAGUGGCACAAGAUUAUGGCCGUUAUCUCGUAGGUUGUAUCCAAAACAAUUUAUCCCAUUAAUAGAUAACACUACUAUGUUACAAAAUACUAUUAGCAUGGUAAAUGGUUUAGCUUGUAAACCGCCUAUUAUUGUUUGUAAUCAGGCACAUAGAUUUAUUGUGGCAGAACAGUUACGUCAACAAUGUAUUGAACCCGAUGCCAUAAUUUUAGAACCUAUUAGCCGUAAUACUGCACCGGCCAUAGCACUUGCAGCACUGCAUGCAGUUAAUAACACGGAUGAUUUAUUAUUAGUAUUACCUGCUGAUCAUCUAAUUAAAAAUGCAGCUAAAUUUUGUGAAAUUAUUCAAUCAGUUACAAAAUAUGCUAAGCAAGGCAAACUAAUAACUUUUGGUAUAGUUCCUAAUAAAGCAGAAACUGGUUAUGGUUAUAUUAAGCAAGGUAAAAAAGUCACACAAAAUAUAUUCAAUAUAGAAUCUUUUAUUGAAAAACCUAAUUUAACCUUAGCAAAAAAGUUUUUAGCUUCUGGUAAAUAUUUAUGGAAUAGCGGUAUUUUUUUAAUGCAAGCAUCUAGCUAUUUAGCUGAAUUAGCAAAGUAUCAACCUGAUAUUUUAGCUUGUUGCACUCAAGCCAUGCGCGGAGCUUAUGCUGAUUUAGAUUUUCUACGCUUGGAUGUAACUGCUUUUUGUAAAUGUCCGCAAGAUUCUAUUGAUUAUGCAGUAAUGGAGCAUACUAACAAUGCUUUAGUUGCACCAAUGGAUUUAUCUUGGCAAGAUAUCGGUUCUUGGUCUUCUAUUUGGGAGGUUAGCGAUAAAGAUAAAACCAAUAAUGCUGUUUGUGGCAAGGUAUUAUUAGAAGACACUAAAAAUAGUUAUAUCUAUGCACAAAAUAAAUUAAUAGCAACUGUAGGUGUAGAUAACAUGAUUAUUAUUGAAACUGCAGAUGCUAUUUUAGUAAUGCAUAAAGAUAAAGACCAACAAGUAAAAAAUAUUGUUAAUAAAUUACAAAAUAAUAAAGAAAACAGUUAUUUGCAGCACCAAAAAACUUACCAGCCUUGGGGUAAUCAUUAUUCUUUAGUUAAAGGCGAAGGUUUUCAGGUUAGGUUAUUAACCUUAAAACCCUAUGAAAAAACAGCUACUCAAUGCAACCAAAAAUUAGCAAAAAAUUUAUUAGUAGUAACAGGAACAGCAAUAAUACAUCUAGAUAACAAUAAAACAAUAUAUCUGCAAACCAAUAAAUCUAUUCAUAUACUGGCAAAUACAGCUAAUGCUAUAGAAAAUUAUGAAGCAACACCACUUAAAAUUAUUGAAAUAUUUUGUGGAGAUGAUAUUGAGCUACAAGAUACUAUUCGCCUAAAAGAGUAUGAACAUGUCAAACAACCAACAACUGACUUGCUUUAAAACCUAUGAUAUCCGCGGUAAGCUUGGUGACGAAUUAAACGCAGAAAUUGCUUAUAGAAUAGCUCAAGCAUUUGCCGAAUACCUACAACCAAAAAUAGUUAUAGUUGGGGCUGAUGUACGUUUAAGUUCAGCAGAAUUAAAACAAGCUGUAACUAAUGGCUUAAUAGCUAGCGGUGUUGAUGUUAUUGAUAUUGGUACCACAGGUUCUGAACAAGUUUAUUUUGCCACUAAAAACCUUAAUGCCGAUGGUGGUAUCGAAAUAACAGCUAGUCAUAACCCUAUAAAUUACAAUGGUAUGAAAUUAGUUACUAAAGAUGCAAAACCUAUCAAUGCUAAUCCUGAUCUUUUAGCAAUUAAACAAUUAGCUGAACAAAAUAAAUUUAUUUUAAAUACCGUUAAAAAACUUGGAAUCUAUAAACAACAAACUAAUUUAGUUGCUUAUGUUGAUCAUUUAUUAAGUUAUAUUAGUCUUGCUAAAUUAACGCCAAUCAAGUUAGUGGUAAAUGCUGGCAAUGGUGCUGCUGGUCAUGUUAUUGAUGCUAUAGAAAAAAGAUUUAAACAACAACAUGUUCCUGUAGAAUUUAUUAAAAUUAAUCAUCAGCCAGAUGGUAUGUUUCCUAAUGGUAUACCUAAUCCGUUAUUACUAGAAAAUCGAGCUGAUACUGCAAAUGCAGUUAUGAAACACAAAGCAGAUAUGGGCAUAGCCUGGGAUGGCGAUUUUGACCGUUGCUUUUUUUUCGAUGAAACCGGAAACUAUAUUGAAAGCUAUUAUAUAGUUGGAUUAUUAGCUAAAUAUUUUUUACAACAGCAACCAAAUGCUAAAAUAAUUCAUGAUCCACGCUUGCAAUGGAAUACUAUUGAUAUCAUAAAAGCAUAUGGUGGCAAACCAAUUAUGGCAAAAACUGGGCAUGUAUUUAUUAAACAACGUAUGCGACAAGAGAAUGCUAUUUAUGGCGGCGAAAUGAGUGGCCAUCAUUAUUUUCGUGAUUUUUGUUAUUGCGAUAGCGGCAUGAUACCUUGGUUAAUUGUAUUACAAUUAGUUUGUGCCACUAAUAAAAAAUUGUCUACUAUAAUUAAUAAUCGUAUAAAUGCUCACCCUGUUUCAGGAGAAAUAAAUUUUGAAUUAGCAGAACCCAAAACAGCAAUUAAAAACAUCUUAACUGUUUAUCAAAACACCGCCUUAGUAGUUGAUAACACCGAUGGCAUCAGUUUAGAAUUUAACGAUUGGCGGUUUAAUUUACGAAUGUCAAACACUGAACCAUUAGUAAGGCUUAAUGUUGAAACUAGAAGUAACAAAGAUAUGUUAAAAGCAAAAACUAAGGAGUUAUUGGAGGUGUUAGCUAGUAAAUAA